This is a messenger RNA of Oryzias melastigma (Indian medaka), 846 nucleotides long. RefSeq lists its product as uncharacterized. The record is from RefSeq and is a predicted model, not a curated record. Bases 102 to 755 code for a protein of 217 amino acids. NCBI's taxonomy places the organism in Eukaryota, Metazoa, Chordata, Actinopteri, Beloniformes, Adrianichthyidae. The transcript is spliced from 3 exons.
AAGUCUUGCUGUCAGAAGCCUCUGACUCCACCCUACAUUUUUUUCUAUCUGCUGUUGAAGACACGCACCAGAAGAGGAAGCACACAUCGAUCCCCCCAGCAAUGGCUGGCAGUCACCCUCUUUGUCUGAGCGGCUUUUCCUCAAAAGUUUUGCUGCUUCUCUGGCUCUGCCACCCCGGUUUGGUUUCCUUGAAGACUAUUCACAAAAAAGUUGGAGACUCAGUGGAGAUUUUAUCAGGGCUUCCAACUGAAGGAGUUACUACAGCAAGAUGGAGAUAUAAAGAUAAAACUGUUGCAGAUAAAAGUCUCAUUAUUUCUGACCAGAUAUUUGGCAACAGAUUACACUUCAACGUCACCACCCUGAGUUUAACGCUAACAGAGCUAACUCUUCAAGAUUCUGGUAAUUUCAGUUUUUCCUCUGAACAAAACGAAAAACAAAGGGAGACAGUUAUCAUCACUCUACUGGUUCACGAGUCCAUAACUGAAGACCCCAUUCUGACUUCCACACACGUUUUAACUUUCAAUCAGACCUGCACAGUUCUAGUGAACUGCAGCUUAAAGUCCACCAGCAGUGUCAGCUACAAGCUGAGUGACGGGAAUCAAACCCACGAAGGCUCCAGUCGGCAGUACAGCAUCAGGAAACAGGGAGAAGGACAGGUGUUCACAUGCACAGCGUCCAAUUCUGUCAGCAGCAGAACAACAUCCAAAACUGUAACGUGUCAAGACAAUUCAACUGAAGGUACGUUCAUUACGUGACUUUUUGGAUUGGUCUAAAUAGAGAAUCAUCAGUCAGUCGGCUCAGAUCAAUCAGACGUUUGGAUCAGAACACGGUUGUGUCAGAUUGCAG